This is a messenger RNA of Salvia splendens (bonfire salvia), 1131 nucleotides long. RefSeq lists its product as uncharacterized. NCBI's taxonomy places the organism in Eukaryota, Viridiplantae, Streptophyta, Magnoliopsida, Lamiales, Lamiaceae. Bases 1 to 1131 code for a protein of 376 amino acids. The record is from RefSeq and is a predicted model, not a curated record. The transcript is spliced from 4 exons.
AUGGUGAACGAUUUGGUUAGCUCGCAACAACACAUUCAGAACAACAUGCAGUCCAACAAUGACGUGGUGCAUAGGCUGCAAGACGCUCAAGUUGAACAAAAGGCAGCCAUGGACAUGCUAGCAAAGCAGCUCUCCCAAAUCGCGACUUCUUUGAGUGAGAUGCGCGAAAACGAAGGAAGGAUCCCUGCCUCAGUUAAGCCACUGGAUAGGGCGAACAUCAGUCAAAUCACCCUCAGAUCUGGACGAGGGUAUGAAGAAACAAGGGAAGCCGAAACAUGGGAAGUCAAAACAGUGGAUGAUGACAAGAGCAAAAACAGUGAAAAACCAAUAACCCAAGAAGCUGACCAGCACUUCUCAGGCCCAGGAGUUGAGGUUGAGAUAGAAGAAAUCAGGAAAGAGACAGGAGAGUCUUCUGAGGAAGAUAUCAGCCACAAGGAGAAGCAACAAGUUAUCAAAGAGUUUAUCAUCGGGAAGACCAUACCCAGCGGCAAAAUAGUGAUUGGAGAAAUUGUGUCGGUAGUGAUUCAGAAGAGAAGAAUGCCCUCCAAGCGUACUGACCCAGGUAUGUUCACUUUCCCCAUUUCAAUUGGGAACAUUAAAGUCGAGCAUGCUAUGUGCGACCUAGGUGCAUCAAUAAAUGUUUUACCGCUUUCCCUCUAUAAGAAACUAGAAGGAGUAAGAAUGGUUGAUACGAAAGUGGUAAUUCAAUUAGCUGAUUGGUCGUGCAUCAGUCCCGAGGGCGUGUUCGAGAAUGUAAUAGUCAUGGUGCAUGAUUUUCUAUACCCCGUUGAUUUCCAUGUUAUUAAGAUAAGCGAGUACCAGUCUGCUGAGUCUAGCGGAGUGCUUUUAAGAAGGCCAUUUUUACGCAUCGCUAAGACAAUCAUUGAUGAACAGGUGGAAAAUUCGGAGUUGAGUCACUCCAUUGACAAGGAGGUGGCCAAUUGGUGCGAGGCAAUAAACACACUGAGAAAGACAGAUGAAGAGUUAGUAGAAGCAAUUCUGGAAUUCUGUAAGAGUCCUGAAUCUGCCAGGUCUAAGAGAUCAGCCCACGCAACCAGUGUAGAAAAUUUGCCUAAACCCGAAGGAUUGCUCACCAAGGAGACGAAAAAGAUCAAUUACCUCAGGAGAUAA